Molecule: messenger RNA, 1925 nt
Organism: Manis pentadactyla (Chinese pangolin)
Lineage: Eukaryota; Metazoa; Chordata; Mammalia; Pholidota; Manidae
Gene: CTU2
Product: cytosolic thiouridylase subunit 2
Exons: 14
Coding region: 163-1911 (582 amino acids)
Biological process (GO): tRNA wobble position uridine thiolation
Cellular component (GO): cytosol
Molecular function (GO): tRNA binding; sulfurtransferase activity
Source: RefSeq, a predicted model, not a curated record
UCACGGCUGCGACGGUGCCGCGCUGACGUUGUCAGAGCGCGCCCGGUCGCCGCUGCCCUCCCUUCCAGCCCGGUUCGGCGCCGCCAUGUGCCAGGUGGGCGAGGACUACGGGGCCCCCGCGCCCGAAGGGCCGCCGCCUCCGCGGCCUGGCUGUGAGCUAAAAUGUGUGAAGUGCAAGGAAGGCCUCCCUGUGGUGGUGAUCCGAGCCGGAGAUGCUUUCUGCAGGGACUGUUUCAAGGCGUUUUAUGUCCACAAGUUCAGAGCUGUGCUUGGGAAGAACCGGCUGAUCUUCCCAGGAGAGAAGGUGCUCCUGGCAUGGUCCGGGGGGCCGUCGUCCAGCUCCAUGGUCUGGCAGGUCCUCGAGAGGGUGUCCACCUGGGUGGAGAGUGGCCUCUGCUGGGCAAGCGUCCUGGGCUUCUGGCUGUGGGACUUAGACCCCAUCUCCUCCUGCUCCAGGGUCUGAGUCAAGAUUCUGCCAAAAGACUGCGUUUUGUGCCAGGGGUUGUCUACGUCGAUGAGGGAGCGGCCUGUGGCCAGAGCCGGGAGGACCGAGCCAAAACGCUGGCCGAGGUGGAGCUGGUCCUGCAGACCGCCGGCCUUCCGCGGCACGUCGUCGCUUUAGAAGAGGUGUUCAGCCUGCCCCCGUCCGUGCUGCGUGGCCUUGCUCAGGAGCCCUCGGGGACGCAGGGGGCCUACAAAACGGCUGUGGACAGCUUCCUCCAGCAGCAGCUCACGCCGGGGGCUGAGGGGCCCAGGGGAGGCCCCAGCGCAGCCCCAGGGGAGGAGCAGCUGAGCCGGCCCCGAACCCAGGACCCCCCGAGCCCCGCUGUGCCACCCGCAGCUGCCCAGACUGAGGCUCUGUCCAGGCUGUUCGGUUCAGUGAAGACCCUGACGGCCAAGGAGGAGCUUCUGCAGACCCUGCGGACCCACUUGAUCCUGCACGUGGCCCGGACCCAUGGCUACUCCAAGGUGAUGACAGGAGACAGCUGUACCCGUCUGGCCAUCAAGCUCAUGACCAGCCUGGCGCUGGGGAGAGGGGCCUUCCUGGCCUGGGACACGGGCUUCUCGGAUGAACGGCAUGGGGACGUGGUGGUGGUGCGGCCCAUGCGUGACCACACGCUGAAGGAGGUUGCCUUCUACAACCGCCUGUUUGGGGUCCCCUCUGUCUUCACACCAGCUGUUGACACGAAGGCCCCUGAAAAGGCCAGCAUCCACCGGCUGACGGAGGCCUUCAUGCUCCGGCUGCAGGCUCAGUUCCCCUCCACAGUUAGCACCGUGUACAGGACGAGUGAGAAGCUGGUCAAGGCGCCCAGGGACGGCCAUGCUGCUGGCCCCCCAGGCCCCCGCUGCCUCCUCUGUAUAUGUGCGCUGGACAUCGACACUGCCGACAGUGCCACCGCUUUCGGGGCCCAGACCCUGAAUCUCUCCCAGACACAGCCCCCCGCCCGACCGGCUGAGGCCAGGGUGCCCACAGGGCCCUGCUCUUCUGCAGGGAUGGAUGGGGCCCAGGGCUGCUGCCAAGUGGCCAGGCCACAUGGGAGGGGGGACCCCCGAUCCCAGGUUGUCCAGCACCUCUGCUAUGGCUGCCGCGUGACCGUGAGGGACUUGCCCUCCCUGGACCCCCUGCCACCCUACAUCCUGGCUGAGGCGCAGCUCCGGAGCCAGAGGUACAGGCUGACCCUCUACUGCGGAGCCCCGGGAGGGGCCUUCCUGGCGGGAGCACCCGGGGGCUGCUUCCCACUGAGUGCGUCCCCCAGGGCCCUGCCGCAGACCCAGGAGGCUCUGGUCCAGGAGGUGGUGACGCGCAUGCCGGUGAGAGCUGAGCCUGCGGCAAGUGCCCUGGACGAGAGCCGACCGCCAGGUCCCCCGUCGUGUGGAGCAGGAAGCCGUGGGUGGGCAGAGGGCACGUGACGGUCCAUUAGCAU